GCAAAAUUUUAAAGUUCAUACAAAUAUUAGAAAUUUAGAAAUUAAGUUUGUUUUUAAUAAUAAAGUUUCAACGACUCAAUUAAAAGUAAUUAAAGCUUUGAAAACAUUAAAGAAAAUAUUUUGUAUAGAUUACAUCAUUAGACUAAAAUAUUUGAAAUUAUUGUUGAGCUUUAUAUCUCAUCCAUCAUGGGAAAUAAUUGUAGUUGCUUGAGGGAAAGCAAUACCACAGAAUUCGAAUCUAUUAUAGGGUCGAAUAAAGCAUAUUAAAUAGAAUUGAAAGAUAAGCACUUUUUGAUAAUAUAACAAAUGAGCAAGGAAAUAGUUUUAAUUUAGGCCUUUAUUAGAGGAUUUUUAGCUAGAAGGAGGGUUAAUUAAAUAAAAAAGAGAAAAUAUAAUGAAAAGGUUAACGAAUAACUUACAACAUAUAGCUCAACUAUACUAAAUUUUAAUUCUAGAAAUAUUGCUCCUUUUUUUUACGGAUUUGAUGAUUAAGAUGAUCCUAAUAGUCACUUAAAAGAAUUUAGAGGUUCUACAGAAUUAGAAAACGGUGCUAUUUAUUUUGGUGAGUGGAUAGGUGAUGUGAGAUAUGGAAAAGGAAUAAUGACAUGGCAAGAUGGAUCAAAAUUUGAAGGAUACUUCAAAAAUAAUAAAGCUAAUGGAAGAGGAAGAUUGGUUCAUGCUAAUGGAGAGAUUUAUGAGGGAGAUUGGAAGGAUGAUAAAGCGCACGGAUAUGGUGUUUACACUCAUUUAGAUGGAGCAACUUACGAAGGAACUUGGAUAAAUGAUUUGCAAGAAGGUGAUGGUAUUGAAAGAUGGCCCGAUGGAUCAGUUUAUGAAGGUAAAUAUAAAGAAGGUAAAAAGAAUGGCACAGGAAGAUUUACAUGGGCUGAUGGAUCUUCUUAUGAAGGAGAUUUUAAAUCAAAUAAUAUUGAAGGUAAUGGAAAAUAUAGAUGGAACGAUGGUAAAUAGUAUGAGGGAGAAUGGCUUGAAAAUAAAAGACAUGGAAAGGGAGUUUUUGAAUGGCCUGAUGGUAGAAAGUAUUCUGGUGAGUUUUAUAAAGACUAAAAAUAAGGAUUUGGAGUCCUAUCAUUCAAUGAUGGCAGAAAAUAUGUCGGUGAAUGGAAGGCAGAUAAAUAGCAUGGAAAAGGGUAAUUCCAUAUGAGCAGUGGACAUGUUAAAGAAGGAAUAUGGGAAAAUGGUAAACGAGUAGGAGAUGUUAGCAAUAGAUCCUCAGUUGUCAAUUCAGCUGUAUCCCAAAAUAAUAAAAAUUAUGUUGAAUAAAAAUGAAGAUUGAAUGUCUUUUGAAAUAAUUAUAAAACAUAAAUGGAAUUGAAAAAAAAGACAAUAGAAAUUUAAAAAUCGAUUAAUAAAUUAUUAGCUGGUGAUAGAUAAAUAUCUAUGAUAAAAAAGAUAUCAUAUUAAUUAAAAUAAAUAUAUAAUUAAUGACUAAAAAACAGUGAAAAAGUUACUAAAAAAUUAAUCUCAAAAUUAAAAAUAAAACAAACACUUAUAUUUAAAUAAUUAAGAAAAAAUAAUAAUAAAUAAAUAAAUAAAUACUAAAUAAUUCUUUAAUUUAAAUAAUUAAAAUAAUUUAAUAAUUUUAAAAUGAGCUUAAUCUCCCUCCUAAUUAUAUGUUAAAAUAACUUAUUUAUUAAAUAAUUUUAUAUUUGCUUAAACUACUCAUUUAUUUUAUUUAUUAUUUUGUAAAGUAUUUUUAUAUGGUUAGUUACUUUCUUUUAUAAGGAAAUAUUAUUUUUUUAAAAUUGGUGUCAGU
Molecule: messenger RNA, 1774 nt
Organism: Tetrahymena thermophila SB210
Lineage: Eukaryota; Ciliophora; Oligohymenophorea; Hymenostomatida; Tetrahymenidae
Product: IQ calmodulin-binding motif protein
Exons: 2
Molecular function (GO): protein binding
Source: RefSeq, a predicted model, not a curated record